This is a messenger RNA of Nestor notabilis (Kea), 729 nucleotides long. It is a transcript of the gene FAM177A1, whose product is annotated as family with sequence similarity 177, member A1. The record is from RefSeq and is a predicted model, not a curated record. The annotation marks the transcript as partial. Lineage: Eukaryota; Metazoa; Chordata; Aves; Psittaciformes; Psittacidae. The transcript has 4 exons.
CAACUUACAAAUGGAGAUAGAGGCUUUGAGAAUGUGGAGCUGGGUGUCAUAGGAAAGAAGAAGAAAAUUCCAAGGAGGGUUAUUCACUUUGCAAGUGGAGAAACAAUGGAAGAAUAUAGCACAGAUGAAGAGGAAGAUGAACAAGAGAAAAAAGACCUAUUGCCACCUGUAGAUCCUACAACGCUCACGUGGGGACCGUACUUGUGGUUUCACAUGCUGCGAGUUGCCACAUCGACCUUAUCAGUGUGUGAUUUCCUUGGGGAAAAGAUUGCAUCUGUUCUGGGGAUAAGCACACCAAAAUACCAAUAUGCCAUUGAUGAGUAUUACCGAAUGAAGAGGGAGGAGGAAGAGGAGGAACAGGAAAACAAGAUGUCAGAAGAAGCAGAAAGACGGCACCAGGAACAGCAGAACAAGCCACAGGCUGAAGUUCCUGUCCAGACAGACCAGCCUGAAGCAACAGCAUGCACUUCAUUCGUGAAUGUAAACUUUGAACAUGAGGGAGAUUGCCAGUCCAUUGGGGAGAGUAAACAGGAUGUAGUUCCUGUCCCUCCUUAAGUGUAAAGUCCUGUAUGAUGUAGGAAGUAGGAAGUGUCAGAUGUCACACUCUGGCUAUAAGAAGCAGGAAAAAUAGGAUUAUGCUUGUUCAGUGAAAUGCAACUUCUAGCAUUCUUAUUGAUCAGGAGAGAGCUCGGCGAUGUCUGUUCAGUCUGUCUGCCUAAGAAAGGCUGA